Molecule: messenger RNA, 768 nt
Organism: Arctia plantaginis
Lineage: Eukaryota; Metazoa; Arthropoda; Insecta; Lepidoptera; Erebidae
Source: the annotation of a GenBank genome assembly
AUGCUGUUAAUCACGUCAACGUGAAAUAUAAGAAUGAAGUCGGUCUUCGUUUUGUGCGUGCUCAUAGCUGCCGUGUUCUGUAGACCAGAAACCUAUGAUAGUCGAUAUGAUGAUUUCGACGUGCAGUCUUUGGUGGGAAAUAUCCGGUUGCUAAAAGCUUACGGUAAUUGCUUCCUCGGUAAAGGGCCUUGCACUCCUGAGGGAAGUGAUUUUAAAAAAACUAUCCCUGAUGCAUUGAGAACCAGCUGUAAGAAAUGUACACCUAAACAGCGCGAGCUCAUUCGUACCGUAGUUAAGACUUUCCAGAAGGAGACUCCUCAACUUUGGCAAGAGUUGGUUAAGAAAGAGGAUCCAAACGGUGAAUACAAAGAAGACUUCACGAGGUUCAUCAAUGGUCGGAGAGUAGAUUAUCUUAACAAGAUGAAGAAUCUAUACAUGCUAUUUUUCGCAGUGGUAUCUGUGAAAGCCUUAGACCAUGAAGAUUUGGACAUCGACAUCUUACUAUCUGAUUCUAAUCACUUCGAAAACAUCGUUAAUUGUUUUUUGGACAAGGUUCCAUGUGACGAUGUCGCUGCUUCGUUAAAAAGUGAUCUACCUGUUGUGGUUGAAAGUAGUUGCGAUAGAUGCACACCUAAAGAAAAACAUAUAGUAAAAGCAUUCAUCGAUGCAUUCAAUCAAGCACCCAAAUUAUUCAAGGACUUUAAAGCCAAAUACGAUCCUAAAAGAAUAUAUUUAUCAAAUUUAGAAGCUGCGGUUGCCGCCUUUUAA